AUGGUCACUGACUCACAACGAUACCGCUCUACCCGAGGUGGAGAGGAGGGCCUCAGCUUCAGCGAUGUUGUCCUGAAGGGCCUCGCCGCAGAUGGUGGUCUGUUCCUCCCGCACGCUGUGCCAAAGGCCGAUUGGCAAAGCUGGAAGGACCUUUCCUACACCGAGCUGGCCUUCGAGAUCUUCCGCCUUUACAUCCCCGAGUCCGAGAUCCCCUCCGCCGAUCUGAAGGAGAUCAUCAACCGCAGCUACUCCACCUUCCGCUCAGAGGACGUUGUGCCUUUGGUCCCCCUUGCCCUCGAUGGCAACAUCAACCUGCUUGAGAUCUUCCACGGUCCCUCUUACUCUUUCAAGGAUUGCGCUCUGCAAUUCCUAGGAAACCUUUUCGAGUACCUGCUCGCCCAGAAGAAUGUCGGCAAGGAAGGAAAGGAUAGAUACCACCUCACUGUCGUUGGUGCCACCAGUGGUGACACUGGAUCUGCUGCUAUCUACGGACUCCGCGGCAAGAAGGAUGUUUCUGUCACUAUCCUGCACCCCAAGGGUCGUGUCAGUGCCAUCCAGGAGGCACAGAUGACCACUUGCACCGAGCAGAACGUCCACAACUUGGCUGUUACCGGUACAUUCGACGAUUGCCAGGAUAUUGUUAAGAAGCUUUUCGGCGACGAUGCCACUAACAAGGAGGUUAAGCUGGGCGCAGUGAACUCCAUCAAUUGGUCUAGAAUUUUGGCCCAGACUGUUUUCCACUUCUGGUCUUACUUCUCGCUCGCCAGACAGUCCGAUUCCUUCACUGUUGGCCAGCCCAUUCGCUCCGUCACCCCUACCGGCAACUUUGGAAACAUUUUGUCUGCUUACUUCGCCACAAAGAUGGGACUUCCCGUGGAAAAGCUUAUUGUUGCAACUAAUGAAAAUGACAUUCUCCACCGCUUCUGGACCACAGGUCGCUACGAGAAGCACCCCGCCGAGGAGAAGAACGACAGCAACGCCAAGGCCGAUGUCUGCAAGGAGACCCCCAGCCCCGCCAUGGAUAUUCUGGUUUCCAGCAACUUCGAGCGACUCCUUUGGUUCCUGGCUAAGGAGGACGCAGAGGCCUCCGGAAAGGAUGCCGAUGCGGCCGCCAAGAAGGCCAGCGAAGAUGUCGUGGCCUGGUACAACUCACUCAAGGCCACCGGCGGCUUCGGACCCGUUUCCGACGCCAUCCUCGAGAACGGCCGCCGCACUUUCGAGAGUGACCGCGUGAGCAACGCGCAGACUCUCGAGACCAUCAAGUCCGUCUACGAGAAGACCAAAUACGUCCUCGACCCCCACACUGCCGUUGGUAUCACCGUUUCCCAGCGCUCUGUCGCUCGCCCUGCCAACGCUGCUAUCCCCCACAUCUCUCUUUCCACUGCUCACCCCGCCAAGUUCGCGGAUGUCGUCAAGGAGGCGCUCAAGGGUGAGCCUGGCUUCGAUUUCGAGAGUCAGGUUCUGCCUGAUGAGCUCAAGGCUCUUUCUACCAAGGAGACCCGCGUUGUCGAUGUUGAGAACUCUUGGGAAGCCGUUCGGGAAAUUGUCAAGAGACAGACCCUCGAGGACCUCGAGGCCCAGGCCCAUGCCAGCUCUUGA
Molecule: messenger RNA, 1599 nt
Organism: Penicillium brevicompactum
Lineage: Eukaryota; Fungi; Ascomycota; Eurotiomycetes; Eurotiales; Aspergillaceae
Product: threonine synthase THR4
Exons: 5
Coding region: 1-1599 (532 amino acids)
Biological process (GO): L-threonine biosynthetic process
Molecular function (GO): threonine synthase activity
Source: RefSeq, a predicted model, not a curated record